AUAUUUCACACUGUAUGGAUCAAUCUUCUUAAAUCAUGACGCUGUAAGCCUUGAUCUCCKGCUCUCUAAAGUAUGGUGACACCUUCUGGCGAACUUUCAUCCAAAUCCUCUCUGCUGUUGGCCUACUUUUUUUUUUUUUUUUUUAAUUCAACUUCAACCCUGCUGCUGAUUUGCAGCACCAGCCUUUUGGAAAACCAUCCUCCUCAAAACUUUUCAGCUUCAGGUGUGGCGUUAACGCGCAAACACGCCUGUAAAUAAAUCCGAACUUGAAGAGUAACUUCCUGAACCCGAACCGCCUGCAGAUACAGAGGCCCCCGAGGGACAACAUGCCCAACAACGCGGCUCUGGCUGUGGGACUGGGACUCGGAGCCGUCCUCCUCACGCUUCCCUCAAGUGAUUUCCACCUGGAGGACUGGGGCUUUGCGAAGCGGCUCGUCCUGUGCGUGGCGGCCGGAGUCACCGUCCUGGUUCUGGUCCGGCUGCACCGGCUGCUCUUCCAGCCCCUGGAGCUGCUCCGGACCCCGGAGGAUGUGGGAUACAUCGCCGAGGACGGGCGCAGCAAGGCGCGGGCCGCGAACGAGGCGCGUCGCCGGAGGAAAGUCGGGGAGCUGCCGCCGGUUUACCCGAACGGCUGGUACCGGGUUCURGACUCCCACAUGCUGGGCCGGGGAGAGGUCAGAAGCGCCUAUAUUCUAGGCUYGUUUCUUCAGGAGAUUCCAGAAAACGGAGCGGACAUCGCUCACCUGGGUCACCUGCACACUCCGGGCCUCCCCAGCGGAGUGGAUCUGCGCUACAUCAACAGCAAAACCUGGGAGUUUGUGCGACACGACUGGAAGGUUGAAUGGGAUCCGGAGCCUGAGCCCAACAGUCACUGCGCUCAGAUGAGGGUCAAUCAUUCACUCACCUUGUUUGGCUGCCGUUU
Molecule: messenger RNA, 922 nt
Organism: Poecilia reticulata (guppy)
Lineage: Eukaryota; Metazoa; Chordata; Actinopteri; Cyprinodontiformes; Poeciliidae
Source: RefSeq, a predicted model, not a curated record